AUGGAAGCCGACGCAGCGCACAAUCGCUAUCGCUCCCGCAUUCUUCGAGAAAUGAACGCAAACCGCGACAACCCAUUCAACUCCCCGCCUUCCUCGACCGGCUCCCACGGUACCGUCAGCCCAACAAUGACCUCCGUCUUCUCUGAGCCAGACGGCGAAUCUACGCGCAGGCUCAACGAAGACAUUGCUCGCAUCGUUGGCCCCGCCGGCGGCAAGAUCCAAGUAGACCUGGAGGCUGCCCACCGCAAGUGGCCCGAAUUUUACGGCAAGCCCAAGGCCGCCACCGCCGACAUGAAGCAGAACCACCCCGCCCCUAGGCCUUCAGGCUCCUUGCGUCACAAGGACGCCGUCUCUCGCAAGGCCAUUGUCCAGAAGUAUCUUUCCAACAUGGUCGACGACUCGACCGAGAUGACCUGGCAGGGUUCUAAGCGGACGCGUGCCGAAAUGCAACCCCGAGUAGAGGACAACGAGUCCGACAUGUCCGCCAACAUGUCCAAGUCGCCCUUCCGAUUCGACAUCAAUGCCGACAGCUUCAAGUUCAACCCUCAACAGCAGAUGAACCGAAGUCCUCUGGCUAGAGGACACGCUCGGACAACCUCGGGCAACUACAAGUCAGCAAGGCGUUCUUCGCAGGCCGCAAAGGCCGACCGACGGAAAUCAGACUUCCUGGCACCCCCAACCCACGCGACUCCCAAGCCAGCGCCCGUCGAGAACCCACCGACGAACAACCCUACUCCAGUCACCUUCAACACCAUCCGGAGCACCUUCCCGUCCCCAGUGACAACCGAUAGCCCAGCUCAGAAUGGUGCCACUUCUCGCUCCUUCUUCAUGCCCGACAUUUCUCACCUUAACGACUUCAUCUCUGGCAAUUUGCGCUUCAACGGCGCGGUGAAGAACGGUGUUCCCGUCUUUGUCAAAAACGGUCAAGUGCGAGACCGCAUCGAUACCCAGCCCCCCAACGAUCAUGCCGAGGUCGACGGCCUGGCCAUCCCCGAUGACGAGGAGAGGAUAUUUGUGUCCAUGGAUAUGAUCAGGGAUGAGAUACUCAACCUCCAGGAGCACGACGACUUGGUGCAGCAGCACGCAGUCGAACUUGAGCAUCAAGUGGACCACCUGCAAAAGGAACUCAAGCGACUCAAGGGCCGCAAGUCUAUCGACAGUGCUAUUGGCUCCCGAACAGCCUCGGAUCCCGAAUCGGCCAGCGAGGAGCGGUUCCAGACAGAGAAGCUGAAACUGGAGUCGCACGUCGCAUCGCUGCAGUCACGUUUGGAUCAUGUCACCACCCGUCUUGGCGCCAACGAAAUUGAGAACGACACAAUUUCCCUCGAGCGAGACCGAGCUCUGAAAAAGCUGCAAGAUGCGUGUGUAGAGAUUGGCGAUCUCAUGGAUAAACUCGAUGUCCAAGGAAGGGAACUCCACGAGACCCAAGAGAAGCUGAACGCUACCCUGGAGAUGACCAACCAGCGAGACGUGUUCCAUCACGAAAAGAAAAGCAACUCUAUUCGAAACGUCGACAACAAGUCCGUCCAGGCAGACAAUGAGGCCCUCCGCCAGGAACAAGAAACCUUGCAGCAAGAACUCGAGUCUCUGCGAACCGACAACAACUCGUUGCGCCGCGAACAAGAGUCUCUCAUCAGCGAAAAUAGGUCUCUACGCGCGAAUGCACGGUCGCUCAUGUCCGAGAACGAAGAGCUCCGACAAAAUACCGUCAACGCCAAGGAAGACCUUGAGGCUGCCCGCGACGAAGUCGAGGCGUUGCAGGUUGAACUGCAUACGAUGGAGCAGGAGAAGUCUACUCUCAAGGAGGAUAACGAUAGCCUCGUUCGGCACAACGAAAAGUACUUCAACGAGAACAAGAUCCUUCGUCGUGAAAACUCGGGGUUCGAGCGGAGCAUCCACGAUCUCCAUGACGAGAACAUGCACCUGAAGGAGGAGAUUGAGUUCCUCAAGCAACAACUCGACCAUUGCCGCCCUCUCGGAAAGACGGAAGACUUCUCGAUGCGCCUCGACAAGGAGAUGGACGAUGGCGAUGAGACGGAAGAGAACAUGACGUCGGCAUUCUUCGUUCCGGAUAUCACUAUUGACAGCACUCAGAACUCAGGGGUUGUUGACGCUCCCGUCGAAGGAAAGAAGGUCCGGAAGCCCGCAACGCCGGGCAAGAAACCGAUCGAGAUCCAAGACACAACGGAGCAAACGGAUCGCAGUGCCAAUGAGUUUGACAACACUUUCCAGACCCAGCAGAGCUCCGUAGCAGUCGAGCCUCCUUCCAAGAGACGAGCCUCGACUUCUCGUCCCCAAGACUCCAACAGCCAGCAAAAGGUGUCAUUCUCCCUACCCGAGCGGUCGGCAGCGUCGUCCAAGUCGAAGAGCACCAAGGCCUCUAAUACCGCCAAUAAGGGUAGCAAGAGGAGCGUCUCCUCGCAUACGUCAUCCAAGAACUCUCACAAGAGCAAUGCCGCUCCCGAUCUCGACCCCUUCCAGGUCGAAAACGACGGCACCAUACAGUCGCAAGAGAACACACAGACGCACUCCAUGGUGAUCGACAUGAAGAUGAAGAGCAAGAAGGAGUCUCGUACUGUCCGGCAAGAGACGACCAAUACCACUCGCAACCUAACCAGCCAAAGCCAGAGGACGCCGUCCAAGUCUGCCGUCAAGCCUUCCCAGGAUAAGUCGGUCACGAUUGACUUGAUUACUCAAGGCGGACUGGAGAACACGACGGCGGAAAUGAAGGGCAACUGUCCUGCUCUAUCCCCGGACGCGCGACGUGUGCUUGACAACUUGGCUGGACACAGCUGUAAGAAUUGCAUUGUGUGCACUCGGAUCAAGGCCCACCGAGGAACGGUCACCGCCGCCGAGCUCGCCGAGGGCAAGAAGCGGGUGACGAUCUCCAAACCUGUUGCCCCUUCAGACCAGUAUGAGCAGUUGGGCAUCUCAUCCGAGGACGCCACCAUGCGGCCAUCUCAGCCUCCAGGCAACGCCCUGGCUAAGGUCAUCAAGGGGCUUGAGGAUGAGUUGGAACACAUGAGGAUGGAGCAUGCGAAGAUGCAGGCCCGGUACGACAGACACAACCCCGCGCUUGCAGAGUCGAAGCGCAAGCAGCUCAAGGUUAACAUUGACGCCAACAUGAAUGCGCGGGAGGUCAAGAGUGCCCAGAUAUACGCACUCUACGAUGUAUUGGAGGGCCAGAAGCAGGUCGGACAGGAGAUGUCGGGAAAAGAGCUCGACAUGACCGUGUUCAGCAUUACAGGAUUGAGUGUCAGGGACAUCACAGAUCAGAUUACCUGGGAAGGCAUCCAGAGUUAG
This is a messenger RNA of Colletotrichum higginsianum IMI 349063, 3303 nucleotides long. Its product is annotated as Rhoptry protein. NCBI's taxonomy places the organism in Eukaryota, Fungi, Ascomycota, Sordariomycetes, Glomerellales, Glomerellaceae. The transcript is spliced from 2 exons. The record is from RefSeq and is a predicted model, not a curated record. Bases 1 to 3303 code for a protein of 1100 amino acids. Gene Ontology annotation, molecular function: microtubule binding.